Messenger RNA from Polypterus senegalus (gray bichir), 8440 nucleotides. RefSeq names its product chromodomain helicase DNA binding protein 2 (gene chd2). Gene Ontology annotation, cellular component: nucleus; chromatin. Gene Ontology annotation, molecular function: ATP binding; histone binding; ATP-dependent chromatin remodeler activity. Gene Ontology annotation, biological process: nucleosome organization; regulation of transcription by RNA polymerase II. The record is from RefSeq and is a predicted model, not a curated record. NCBI's taxonomy places the organism in Eukaryota, Metazoa, Chordata, Cladistia, Polypteriformes, Polypteridae. Bases 1094 to 6529 code for a protein of 1811 amino acids. The transcript is spliced from 38 exons.
CAGUGGUGGUGUGGGCCCCAGAGUACAUGACAAGGGUGGCAGUGGGCAGCUUGCCCCCCAGCAUUUUAGCGGGUAAUUACUGAUUUUGAAAAUGAAAGGGGGUGGGUCUUUGGUACAUCACCUGAGUCCUGGGGUAUAUGGAAAGAGCGUCAAUCAAAGGCAGAGCUCUCAGAGCUGGGAAGGAGCUCUAGAUGGCGGCCGUGCCUUGGAGAAGAGACUCUCGCUGAGCUGCUUCCUUUUACUCCUCCUCCCACCCUUACUUUUUUGGGGGAGUUAGAAACUUUGCUCAAGUUUGGGUGACACAGACCUCGUUACAUCUCUUCGGGGAACCUUUAAGACCCUCGGGACUGGCUUGUCCGAUUCCGGCGAGUUCGGCCCGCGAGUGCGAUCGGGGCGACGUGUACGCGUGUGCGGCUCCGUUGUUUGCCUGCUCGGCGCUGGCGACGGCUUCAGCGGCGGCCAUGGCGCUCCUCCAUGUUGAAGCGCUCGGCUGAAGGCACUGUCUAGCACGGACAGUAAAAAUAUCGAUUCGCUUUGUGUUUUAUGGAAUGAUUUAUUAAUAAGUAAUAUUUGUAAAUAUAUCGAAAUGUGUUAUUUUAUGCGUAUUUUUUUUUUAUUCGGAGUGUAGUACUCGUCUAUACUCGACACGUUCGCUCCAGUGUGUGGACUUCGUAUGUUUUUUUUUUCUUUAUAAAACAAGUAAGAAUAUUUUUGUAGUUUUAAUUAUUGUUUUUUUUUUUUAAUUUUUCUACAUUGUUCGUCGAUGACGCAGUUUUAAUAACCUGUAUUCCGUCGCUUUUUAAAGCUUUUGUUAUCGUAUGUAAACAAGGCUGUGAGGCCGAAGAGGUUAUCAAGUUACAAAAUCUUGAGGAGCACACAUUUAUUAAGCUUUAUUUUAUUUUGGUGAUUUUUUUUUUGAGGGAAAUGCUUUGUUUCUGUGUUCUGCAAAUCUCCGAGCUGUCAAGGCUGCCUUCUGUUCUUCAAGCAAAUGCAACUUAAAGAAGACCUUACCUUUACCCUUUUGCUGUCCAACCUCUGACAGUAAAUACCAGCCAAUUCGGAUCGUCGAAUAUACAUUUUUAAGUUAUAAAAGAUGAUGAAGAAUACGGAUGAAAAACAAAAGGACGAUGGCUCCACACAAAGUAAUGGGUCCAGCAACUCAGCUUCUGAAGAGUCAAACCACUCUGCUUAUGAUUCAGGAAGUCAAUCGGAGAGUGAACAAGGCAGUGAGCAGGCCCCGGAGCCAGGCAGUGAUCAUUGCUCAGAUACCAACAGCAGCUCAGAAUCUGAAAGUCGAUCUGAGUCAGGAAGCGAGUCAGCUGAGUCAAAAUCCCAGCAAACACCUUCACAGGCUAAGGAUAAGCCAAUCAGCAAAAAGGAAAGAAUAGCAGAUGUUAAGAAGAUGUGGGAGGAACAUCCAGAUGUUUAUGGGGUCAGGAGAUCAAAUCGAAGCAGACACGAACCUGCUCGUUUAAACCUUGGAAUGGAGGGGAGUAGUGAUUCUGAAAAUGAAAGUCCUAAAAGAAGGGGUACUCGACAAAAGAAGAGAGGAAUCACAUGGAAAGAUGAUGGCUCUAAUAAUGAAGAAGAGGAGGAUGAGUCCAGCAGUGAACAAGAGGAAACAAAAGUUAAAUCUCAGAGACCUACUGCGAAAAGAAAACAAGUGAGAAAACCUGCUAAAAAGCAGCAGCGGCCUCAGAACAAGAAACGGAAAAGACACGAGUCUUCAGAUGAAGAUGAUGAAGAUGAAGAUGAUGAUGAUGAUGACACCCCCAAGAGACAAACACGUCGACGUGCAGCCAAAAAUGUCAGUUACAAAGAAGAUGAAGAUGACUUUGAAACUGACUCAGAUGACUUGAUUGAAAUGACAGGUGAUGGCAUGGAAGACCAGCAGGAUGACAGUGAAACAAUAGAAAAGGUUCUUGAUAACAGAAUUGGAAAAAAGGGGGCUACAGGCGCAACUACUACAGUUUAUGCUAUAGAAGCUAAUGGAGAUCCCAAUGCUGAUUUUGAUCUACAGAAGGAAGAAGGGGAAGUUCACUACCUCGUAAAAUGGAAAGGCUGGUCUUACAUUCAUUGUACUUGGGAAAGCAUAGAUUCUCUGACUCAACAGAAAGUAAAGGGUCUGAAAAAGCUAGAGAACUUUAAGAAAAAAGAUGAAGAAAUAAAGCAAUGGCUUUCAAAAGCAUCUCCUGAAGAUAUUGAGUACUACAAUUGUCAACAAGAGUUGACAGUUGAUUUAAAUAAGCAGUACCAGAUUGUUGAAAGAGUUAUAGCAAUGAAGACAGGAAAAUCAUCACAGGUACACACUGACUUCCCCUCACACAAAACCUCCUCUUCUAAUGAACCAGAGUAUCUCUGCAAAUGGAUGGGGCUUCCUUAUGCCGAAUGCAGUUGGGAAGAUGGAAUACUGAUUCAGAAAAAAUUUCCACUCUGUAUUGAAAAAUUCAGCAAUAGGAAUAACUGUAAAACAAUCCCCUCUAAAGACUGUAAAGUGCUAAAGCAGAGGCCUCGGUUUGUCACACUGAAAAAGCAACCAUCAUAUAUUGGAGGAGAAAACCUAGAGCUUCGUGAUUACCAAUUAGAUGGGCUUAACUGGCUUGCCCAUUCCUGGUGCAGGUGUAAUAGCGUGAUCUUGGCUGAUGAAAUGGGCCUUGGUAAAACCAUUCAGACCAUUUCAUUUUUAUCGUACCUGUUCCAUCAGCACCAGUUGUAUGGCCCCUUUCUAUUGGUAGUACCACUCUCUACCUUGACUUCCUGGCAGAGAGAGUUUGAAACGUGGGCUCCAGAUACGAAUGUAGUAGUGUACCUUGGGGACAUAGGGAGCAGAAAUACGAUUCGAGAUUAUGAGUGGGUCCAUCCUCAAACGAAAAGGUUGAAAUUCAAUGCACUACUAACAACCUAUGAAAUCCUACUAAAAGAUAAGGCAGUGUUGGGUAGCAUAAACUGGGCAUUCCUGGGUGUAGAUGAAGCUCACAGGCUGAAGAAUGAUGAUUCACUGCUGUAUAAGACCCUAAUUGAUUUCAGGUCAAAUCACCGCCUGCUUAUAACGGGGACACCUCUUCAGAAUUCCCUAAAGGAAUUGUGGUCACUUCUUCACUUCCUCAUGCCAGAAAAAUUUGAUUCAUGGGAGGAUUUUGAAAGUGAUCAUGGCAAGGGCAGAGAAAAUGGAUACCAAAGUUUGCACAAAGUCCUUGAGCCUUUCCUACUUCGACGUGUCAAAAAGGAUGUAGAGAAGUCAUUGCCUGCUAAAGUGGAGCAAAUCUUAAGGGUGGAUAUGUCAGCCCAACAAAAACAGUAUUAUAAGUGGAUUUUAACAAGGAAUUACAAGGCACUUUCUAAAGGGGCACGAGGAAGCACUUCUGGCUUUUUGAAUAUAGUCAUGGAACUAAAAAAAUGUUGUAAUCAUUGUUAUUUGGUUAAAAUGCUGGAAGAAAAUGAAAAUGAAAAACCAGAGGAACAUUUGCAGAAACUCAUCCGAAGCAGUGGGAAGCUGGUACUUCUGGAUAAACUUUUGACAAGACUUCGUGAGAGAGGCAACAGAGUUCUUAUUUUUUCCCAGAUGGUGCGAAUGCUGGAUAUUAUAGCUGAUUACCUAACUAUCAAGCGAUAUCCUUUUCAGCGCUUGGAUGGCUCAAUAAAAGGAGAAAUACGAAAGCAAGCCCUGGAUCAUUUUAAUGCAGAAGGUUCUGAGGAUUUCUGCUUCCUGCUUUCUACACGGGCCGGAGGUUUGGGAAUCAACUUGGCUUCUGCUGACACAGUAGUUAUAUUUGACUCUGACUGGAAUCCCCAAAAUGACUUACAAGCUCAAGCCAGAGCUCACAGGAUUGGUCAGAAAAAACAGGUCAAUAUAUACCGAUUGGUUACAAAGGGAACAGUAGAAGAAGAUAUUAUUGAACGAGCCAAGAAAAAGAUGGUUUUAGAUCACCUUGUUAUCCAAAGAAUGGACACAACUGGUCGCACUGUUCUGGAUAACAACUCAGGAAAUUCAAAUUCAAAUCCAUUUAACAAGGAGGAAUUGUCAGCAAUUUUAAAGUUUGGUGCAGAAGACCUAUUCAAGGAACCAGAAGGGGAAGAAUCAGAACCGCAGGAAAUGGAUAUUGAUGAAAUUCUACGUCUGGCAGAAACGAGAGAGAGUGAACAGUCAGUUAGUGCCACUGAUGAACUGUUGUCUCAGUUUAAGGUUGCAAAUUUCUCUACCAUGGAAGAGAGCAGUGAACUGGAGGAGAGGACUGCAAAGGAUUGGGAUGACAUAAUACCAGAAGACCAGAGGAAAAAGGUAGAGGAAGAAGAAAAGCAGAAAGAAAUGGAAGAUAUCUACAUGCUGCCAAGAAGCAGAAGUUCGACUAAAAAGACCCAAGCAAACGACAGUGACUCAGAUGUUGGUUCAAAGCUAAAACCCCAAAGGUCUUCAGGUUCAGAGAGUGAAACAGAUGACACUGAUGAUGACAAGAGGCCUAAACGCAGAGGAAGGCCCCGUGCACGGAAGGACAAUGUAGAGGGUUUUACAGACACAGAAAUCCGAAGGUUUAUCAAAGCUUUCAAAAAGUUUGGUGCUCCACUUGAGAGGUUGGAAGCAAUUGCUCGAGAUGCAGAGCUGGUUGAUAAAUCAGUGGCAGAUCUGAAACGUUUGGGAGAGUUGAUUCAUAACACUUGUGCAGCAGCUGUGUUAGAACAUGAGGAACAUUUAAAAGAAAACCCAAGUGAAGCUAAAGGACCAGGAAAACGAAGAGGUAUAACAAUCAAGAUUUCUGGUGUUCAGGUGAAUGCCAAGUCCAUCAUUCAACAUGAGGAGGAAUUUGCAUCCCUGCAUAAAGCUAUACCUGCAGAUCCAGAAGAAAGAAAAAAUUUCCAUUUGAACUGCCAUGUAAAGGUUUCCCACUUUGAUGUUGAAUGGGAUGUAGAAGAUGACAGCAACUUACUGUUAGGAAUAUAUGAACAUGGCUACAGCAACUGGGAUUUGAUCAAAGCAGAUCCAGACCUUAAGUUAACCAACAAGAUUCUACCUGAUGACCCAUCUAAGAAGCCCCAAGCAAAACAUCUGCAAGGACGGGCAGAUUAUCUCCUGAAGCUCCUAAAACGGCAACUUGAGAACAAAGACUCAAGUAAACUUACAGAAGAAACAAAAGUAAAAAAGCGCAAACCACGGAUUAAAAAAGAAAACAAACUUCCCAAAGAUGAUCAUGGAAAUGAAAUUUCUUCUCCUCGCCACUCAGACAAUCCAUCUGAGGAGGGAGAGGUAAAGGAAGAAGGUGUUGAAAGGAGCCCUCCCAGAAAAAAAACAAAAAAGAAAGAUAAUAAAGAAAAUAAAGAAAAGCAAAUACUUAAAAAGGAGAAGGAAGUGGAUAAAGAAAGAAAGAAAACAAAACCGAAAAAAGAAAAGGCCAAAUCUGGAGCCAAAGGGAAGAAGCCUCAAGGCCCUGUGCAUAUCACAGCUGGAAGUGAACCUGUUCCUAUUGGAGAAGAUGAUGAUGAACUUGACCAAGAAACUUUCAGUAUUUGUAAGGAGCGAAUGCGACCAGUAAAGAAGGCUUUAAAGCAACUGGACAAACCUGAUGAAGGUCUAUCAGUUCAAGAGCAGCUGCAACACACUCGCACCUGUCUGCUAAAAAUUGGGGACCGCAUCACAGAGUGCCUUAAAAUGUAUAGUGACUCUGAGCAAGUCAAACUGUGGAGGAGAAACCUAUGGAUAUUUGUCUCCAAGUUUACUGAAUUUGAUGCUAGAAAACUGCAUAAGCUUUACAAAAUGGCACAGAAGAAACGAUCACAAGAGGAAGAGAAAGAGCCAAAGAAAGAGGAUUUUUCAGGAUGUAAAAAGCCAUUCCGACCUGAGCCAUCUGGUUCCAGUCGAGAUUCUGCAGGAUCUCAGACUCCUCAGAAACCACAGUUGCCUCUGUCACGCCCUUCCCAGCAGCAGCAGCAACAAUCAAAUCCACAUUAUCGGGAUAACUAUGGACAGACUAACAAGAGGCAUUUUGAUCGUGGUGAUUGGCCAAGAGAGCGUAAAUAUUAUCCAGGAAAUAGUAAUCCAUCUUGGCAAAAUGAACGGCAUCAUCAGUAUGACCAGCACAGGUACAAAGAUCAUCAUUACAGUGAACGACGAAUUCACAAUGACCCACACAGGGUUAACUUUCGGACAAAUACUUCUCCUCGCAAGCGACCUUAUGAUCAGUAUGAUAAUGACAGAGACCACCGGGGACACAGGGAUUACUAUGACAGACAUCAAGAUCCAAAGCGACGACGUCCAGAUGAUUUCAGAUCUCAAAACUACCACCAAGGUAGUAGUCAUCAGCAGGACUAUAGGAGACCACCUGACCACAGAGUCCAGAUGGGAUAUCACAGUCAGGGUGCACCUGAACACUACCGACCCUUCCACCCUGACAAACCUAUACCACCUGCCACUCCUGCACUGAUAGAUCCUCGAUCUCCCCAAUCUCAGAAAUCACCUCAUGAUUCCAGGUCCCCUCUGGACCGACCUGUAGAUCAGAAGAACACUCCUGACUUCAGUUGGAAUGUCAGAAAAACUUAACAGUUUUAUGUGACCAGCAAGUGACUAAACUGGGCUUAUUGGAAGCAAGAUGUGGAGCAACCUGCUUCCUUAUGUGCUGCUAAGAAAAACAGACGAGAAUGGUUUUAUAUUUGUUGGAUGACCCAAGACUAUUUUUCUCAUCAGUUGGUUAAUUGCCAUUAACCAGGGAAAUAUGAGAACCAGCAGACCACUCUCCCUAUAUAUAUAUAUAUAUAUAUAUAUAUAUAUAUAUAUAUAUAUAUAUAUAUAUAAAGACCAAAGGAAUAGUGAUAAUGUAUUGGGCACAGGUUCAGUUCUAAAGACAAUUUUAAUAGAAGUAUUUAAUUAAAAUUCAAGCAGCAACUCAUAUUUUGCAGCUUACUAAUAAUGCAGAACUGAUUUGACAUAAUGAUAGAAUGCCCUUUGACUUUCUAUCAUAUAUAUAUUUUUUUGUUUGUUUGUUUUUAAUGCAGUGGCCAUAGUGAUUUUUUUUUCAGGAGAAAGGAAAUUUUACAUUUUAACAAUGUUCAGCAAGGGAAGUGCCUAAAAUCUGACGCUAUUGAAUAAAUUUAAAUUUGCAGGCAUUAUGGGUGCCUAAGAAUUGGAAGUAAAAUUCUUUACAAAGAACUUCUCUGAAACAUCUCAUUUUAGAUGUGGACCGUCCCUUAUCCAGCUCUUUAUAACAAUAAUCCUCAGGACUGAAGUGUUCAAUUGGUGGUCCUUUUGUGGAAGGCAAUAUUUUCAUAGCCUGCUUGACUAUAUGGACAAUGGGUUAAUGUAUUAAAGACUUCUACAACUGCAGAUUAUCAGAAUUUGAUCGGUCAGUGUGCAGAAUACAUUAUACUACUAGCUGGAAGCAACAGUUCAUCUAACUGGGAGUUUGGAAUUCACAAAAUAUUAUGUCUGCUUUGGAACCUAAAUUUCUGCUUAUUUAGCAACCAUGAUUCUUCUAGGUAGAGAUUCUCAUAAAGUCUUUGUUCAUUUAUUUAAUAUGUUUUUGAUUACCUGAAUCAUCUUUGUGCCAGAUGUUGAGUCCUAUGUAUAUUUUAAGCACUUUCCCUGUUUGUAAGCUAGAACUCAUGGCCUGUUUAGUAUGUGGGAAACAGGAUUGGUUAGUUAAAUUUUACUUACAAUAAGGUAUAUUUUAUUCAACUUUUAAGACAGAAUGUUAUUUAUUGUUACACUUUUUGAAACAUUAAAUUUUAAUGUUCUUGUUCAUAAGGAAUAGUUUUAUUCCGAAGAAAAUUAUUUUACUGUAAACUUUCACAAGAGAGAGGCCAUAUUUCAUGCAAAAAUGCAUUUACCCACUAGUUUUCUUAAAUCUUUAAAACUAUAUAUUUUUUUGGAACAAGUCAUUUCGAUUUACUUUUUUGGUUAUUAAGUCAGAUUUUUGUGUGCAAUUUUGCCAUACCAUUUCCUUUUUCAAUAAUAGUUACAUUACCCAGGCUGGAUGUUGAAUAAAUUUAAUAAAGGUACAUCAUGUAGCAUAUUUUGCACUCAAGAAUGCAGUAUUCAUCUUUAAAGAUCCCUUCAUUUUUAUUUGGUUAAGAGGGAAUGUAUUAUAUAAGAUGAUAUUAAAGCAAAACGUCUCAAGUAAAAUUAUACUUGAAAUAUUGGAAAUGUCUUGAGAUUUCCUGGCCAUCUAUUCAGUAUGUGAUUUUCAUUUAUUGUACCAUAAUAAAGGUGGGUGUUUACCCUUCCUAAAUUUUAUUUAAAGAAAUGAUUUGGGAUAAAUGUUGAUAUAUUAACACAUAUUUAGUAUUGUAAUCCUUUUUCCUAAAUUUUUCAUGUCCAAAUUGGGUUAGAUACAAGGUAUCCUUUUUGCAAACUCCCUGCAUAGCCAUGUGUAUAUUUCAUUUUUUCAGAUGUAGAGACUGAGGUAUUUACUUCCACUGUUUUCUGCCAUUGUGAAGUAAUGUUGUAUGUGAUUGC